GACAGAGAGGGCGGGACACGGAGGAACGUGAGACAGCAGUGGUUGUGUAACGGACGCCUGUGCGGUGAGCAAAGUCACUCUUAUUUACCUCCCGCGGAGCCCUGCACAACUCUCACUGGGAGCUCACAGCAUAACGAUCCAUCAUGAAUUUCAUCCUGGAAACCCUCCAAGUCCUCCUGUUGUCCAUCUGGUACAAUCUGGAGUCCUUCGGUUACCUGUUUGUGCCCAGGAAGAGGAAGAACAUAGAAGGAGAGGUGGUCCUGAUCUCUGGGGCGGGCAGUGGGAUCGGUCGCCUCAUGGCUCAGGAGUUUGCGGCUCUCAACACUGUGCUAGUGUUGUGGGAUAUUAACCAGGAGGGGAUGAAGGAAACGGCAAGACUGGCUAAAGAGAGCGGAGCCAGCAGAGUGCACUACUAUGUGUGUGACUGCAGCAACAAGAACGAGGUUUACAGAGUGGCAGACCAGGUGAAGCGGGAGGUGGGAGACGUCAGCAUUCUGGUGAACAAUGCUGGUAUUGUGACGGGGAAGACGUUCAUGGAGGCUCCUGAUUCUCUGAUUGAGAAGACGAUGGAGGUCAACACCAUGUCUCACUUCUGGACCUACAAGGCUUUCCUUCCCGCCAUGAUUGCCAACAAUCACGGCCAUCUUGUCAGCAUUGCUAGUUCUGCUGGACUCAUAUCCUGCAAUGGAUUGGCAGACUACUGCGCCAGUAAGUUUGCAGCAGUAGGUUUUGCGGAGUCCGUGGGUCUGGAGCUGUUGGCCACUGGGAAAGAUGGCGUGAAGACAACCAUUGUGUGCCCAUACUUCAUCAACACAGGAAUGUUCGAUGGAUGUCAAACUAAGUGGCCAACGCUGCUGCCAAUCCUGGAUCCAAACUAUGUAGCCAAGAAGAUCAUCACGGCUGUGCUCACAGACCAGGUGUUCCUGCUCCUGCCCAGGACCAUGUACCUCAUCACUGCUCUCAAGACCAUCCUCCCUGUGAAGCAGGGCAUCAUGCUGGGCCAAUACCUGGGAGCCUUCAGCCUCAUGGACCACUUCAAGGGACAUGCCAUCAAAAAGCAGGAGUGACCGAGGGGAGAGGAUGAUAUGAAGCUAAGAGACACGGAAACAUUACAGGCAUUAAAGCCAAUUGAAUCUUAAUGGUCCCAGUGUAUGAGGUAAUAGAGGUGAGGGCAGAACAUAAUGCUGGUCCUCUCAUUUCAAUCAAACAGUGUAUCUCACUGUAUAAUCCAGUUUUUAAGCUCUCAUAUCCUUAACGUACUUGUUUUAUAUGUAUAGAUAAUUAGUGAAAUUAAAAUGUAAUCUUAUUAACAGUUUGUAUUUGAUUAGUGCUCAUAAGUUUCAGGCAGCCAGUGUCCUUAUACAACUCCUAGACAUGUAACAGCAAGUCAUAAAGACAGGAAACAUGGGUCCAAAGUCAAGUGUGAUGUUUUCUAAAAUUCCCUUACCUGCUGUGUACGUGGUGCCAAAGUUCAGCUCCAGCUCAGGUGGAAACAACACAGAUUGUUUCUUCUUCUGCUGUCAGAGAAGCAAGUCAGUGUACUAAUGACUACAAAGUACACUGCUCUAAUAAUUGUAGACAGGGCUCAUUAUCUCUUACAAUUCUAAGAAAUACGCAUAAAUACAAAAAUGUAUUAAAUGCAACCUCUAUCACUAUGUGUACAGAAGAAGUGACAUCUAAAGUUUAAGUGUACAAAUAUCAAUAUGCACUUACUACGCAGACAUUUCAUCUGGUAUAAUGCCAUAUGAGCGCAUUUGUGAAAGUUUAGAGUUUAAAUGUUAAUCUGGCUCAGCAUUUGCAGUCUAAAUAAUUUCACCUUAUAAAGCAUUUGCUCUACUCAGGAACAGCGGACCCUGCCUCAUGGUUUAAAAGUGAUACCCUUGAUAUAUCUUCACCUUGUAAAAAGGGGACACAUCUUCAACUCCUUUAUUCCUUUAUUCCUUUAUUCGCAAACAACAAAUGUACUGACUGUUCAAGCGUUAGCUGCAAUUAGCUAGCAGCGCAUUAGCAUGCUACAGCUAGCUGCAGAGUUCAAGCCCCCUCUGCUUUUCUUCUUU
Molecule: messenger RNA, 2057 nt
Organism: Gymnodraco acuticeps
Lineage: Eukaryota; Metazoa; Chordata; Actinopteri; Perciformes; Bathydraconidae
Product: epidermal retinol dehydrogenase 2-like
Exons: 7
Coding region: 144-1067 (307 amino acids)
Cellular component (GO): lipid droplet
Molecular function (GO): oxidoreductase activity, acting on the CH-OH group of donors, NAD or NADP as acceptor
Source: RefSeq, a predicted model, not a curated record